Messenger RNA from Oncorhynchus nerka (sockeye salmon), 4744 nucleotides. It is a transcript of the gene tti1, whose product is annotated as TELO2 interacting protein 1. The coding region runs from base 183 to 3419 and encodes 1078 amino acids. Lineage: Eukaryota; Metazoa; Chordata; Actinopteri; Salmoniformes; Salmonidae. Gene Ontology annotation, biological process: chromatin remodeling. Gene Ontology annotation, cellular component: cytoplasm. The transcript has 8 exons. The record is from RefSeq and is a predicted model, not a curated record.
GUUAGGUUACUCUUGCUUUGGCAUUUAAGCAUUCCAUUAGAUAGCUAGCUUUCUGUCUAUCUAACGUUAACGUUACCUUUAGCAAGGAUGGCCAGGCAAAGUUCUGUUUUGGGGUGACGAGCAAAGGACCAAAGUUAGGCCUAUACGAUGAACAUUUAGUGAGUGACAUCUGUCUUCAAAGAAUGGACCAUCAGAUUGAUGACCCAAAGCUUGCUUUUGCUUACCUCCGUCCAGCCUGUGUGCUCCUGACUCGUGAGCCCACGGUGGGCAAUGUGGAAACCCUGAGCACACAGCUGAGGCAUGUAAAUCAUGGAACUCUGCAGCAGCUGCAGGACUAUGUCCUUUUUCCUCUCCGCUUCAUCCUCAAAAUCCCUGGCCCCAAGCGGGAUGGCUUGAUCCAGGCUGUGGCCGAGGCCAUGGGAUAUGUCCUGGAGAACACCUGUGUACGGAGCUGGGAGACGCUGAGGGACCUUCUCUCAGAGCUCUGCCUCUGCCUCUGCUCCCCCACGGACCCAGGGAAGCCAGCACCUACCUCCGAGGAGCUGAGAGCUGCAGUACUGAGGUGCCUGGAUGCUCUGCUCCAUGCAGCCUAUGGUGACGUGGUCUUCAAGCUGUUUGAGCCCACCAUGCUGCCUGGCCUUGGGGCUGCUAUCUCCCUGCUGCUGGCACUGGGAGAGCAGGAGAAGUCCCGCACCGUGCAGGCUGCUGCUCUGAAAUGCCUGCAGGCCCUGACCCUCCAGUGUGACUGUUCUAUGGACCAUGUGUUGGUGGAUCAGAAGGAGAGGCGUAUCCUAGGCAGCACCAUGGCUUCUUUCUUACCUGGGAUCACCAUCGCUGUGAGCCGUGUGAUCACUGGCGAUAUGAGACAUGGACAUGCUGUCACAGUUAGGGCCAUUAAGGUGUGGUUCAAGACAGUGGGAUUGGUGAUGGCUGACGACCAGCUUCAGAACACAGGGACUGGGGAGAGACAGCUGUGGGAACUGGGGAGAGUAUGGGAGCUGGUAGUGCAGAGAACUCAGGACUGGGUGCGAGACACCUCUGGGAGGCUGGCCUUACUGUUAAAAAAGAUAAUCUCCUGCACCUCAGCUCAUCAGCACUGGAGAGUGAGGCUUGAAAUGGUGAACUUCUCAGACCACCUCCUGGCCAACUGUAAUUCCUCCCUGGGUGAGUGUGUGGGCCCCCUCCUGGAGGCUCUGGUGGGGGCUGUGAACGAUGAGGAGCCCACUGUGAGGGAGAGGUGUGAGGCUGCCCUGAGGGAGGUGGCAGAGAGGCAUCAGAGCUCAGAUAGUAACAACCAGGCCUUUACUGACGUUCUGUCAGAGAACCUCCACUCCCUGGCCACCUCGCUGCCGCGCCUCAUGAGAACGUCUGAUGACCAGCGUAAGGUGUUUGUCCUCAACGUGUUCCUGGGCUACCUCAAAAUCCUGGGCCCCAAGGUGAUAGUGGUACUCAACUCGGCGGCCCACCUCCAGCGGGUGUCCAAGGCCCUGAUGCAGGUGUUGGAGUUAGACGUGAUGGACGUACGCAUCGUGGAGGAGAGGAGCUCUGCCGUAACUGUGGAGACGGGGCCCGGGCCACAUGGGGCACAUGCUCAGAGGAAGCACUUCCUCUACUUCACAGACGAAAGAAUCUUCUCCCUGCUCAAGGAGAUCUGCAGGGUGUUAGGUUACUAUGGGAACGUCUAUCUCCUAGUAGAUCACUUCAUGGAUCUGUACAAGGAGUCAUCGGUCUACAGGAAGCAAGCUGCAAUGGUGCUGAAUGAGGUGAUCACAGGAGCAGCAGGCAUCGGUGUGGCAGGAGGCCAGGAGAGGCAGGGAGUGCCCAGUCAGGAGGACCUGAAAGCAGUAGUAGAAUCCAUCAUAGAGGAGUACAUCUGCCUGAGCCACUGGCACCUGCCAACCCUUAUUGGUGAGGAGUCAGACAGAGGGGAACAGGAGCAGCAAACUCAGUUUAGUCUCUUCUCCAUAUCUAAUGGGGUUGAAGGGAAAGGGAAUCCCCUCCAGUUGGUCCAAGCAGUCCACAAGAGCUCCAACAUCCACGAGCUGAACAGCAACAUCUGGCAGAUCUGCAUUCAAUUGGAGGGGAUAGGCUGCUUCGCCCAGGCCUUGGGGAUGGACUUCCGUCUCAUUCUGAUGACAUCACUGUACCCGGUUCUGGAGAAGGCCGGGGAUGAAACCCUGUUGAUCAGCCAGGCAGCGCUGGAUGCCAUGUGGGACAUCAGCCAGGCCUGUGGAUACGCCUCCCUGAAGGAGCUGAUCAAUGAGAACUCAGAUUACCUGCUGAACGACGUGUCUUUGAACCUCCAGAGGCUGGGUGUCCACCCCCACGCCCCCAGGGUCCUAACCGUCAUGUUCAGUCACUCCGACCCCAGCUUGCUGCCUCUGGUGGGGGACAUAGUCCAGGACGUGCUGCUGGCUCUGGACAUGAGCUACGACGAGACGUCCCCUCUGUUCUGCACUGUGCUGCACUCACUUAUGAAGGCUCUAGCGAGGUGGUUCCCCUCUAGUGUUGCGGGAACAAGUGACGCUUUGGGAACCAAGAAGGUGUGGCGCGAGCAGGACCAGCUGAAUGUGCGCCAGUUUCUCCUGGACUACCACAAACAGAAGGAGCUGGCAGUGGGCAUCGGGGCAGAGGAGGAGGGCACAGAGCACCCAGAGCUCCCACCAAGCAUGGACUGUGAAGAGGAUAUGGAUGGUCCUGAUGUGAAAGUUGAGCUUCCAGCCCACAUCACCAUAGCUAAAGACGUCAUGGAGCGCUGCAUUCACCUGCUCUCAGACCCCAGCCUGAGACUCAGACUCAAGGUCCUGGAUGUGUUGGAGCUGUGUGUGUGUGUGCUAAGUCAGAAGGAGAAUGAGCUACUGCCCAUGGCCCACCGCUGCUGGCCUGCCCUGCUGCUCAGACUUACUGCUGAUGAACCAUUAGCUGUCCUCCGAGCCUUCAGGGUUCUGUGCACAUUGGGGGAAACCUGCAGAGAUUUCCUGAGGAAGAGGGUGUCUAAAGAGGUGAUCCCCAAGCUGACUGCCUGGCUGUCCAAACAGGCGCCAGUGAGUGCCAGGGCUGGCCCAGUCUACAGCCACACCCUGGCCUACAAGUUACAGCUGGCUGUGCUGCAGGGCCUGGGGGCUCUCUGCCUUCAUCUGGACCUAGGGGACUCCGAUAUGGAUGCUGUAACGGAAUCCUGCUUGCCCUACCUCAGCUGUAGACAGCCACCCAAACUGCAAGAGGCCUGUCUGAGUGUCUUCCUCCGCCUAAUAGAAGUGGAUCCUGAUGCCUUCUGGUUGACUCUGAACGAGCUGUACUGUCCCUGCUCCUACAACCCACCCCACCCUGACCUGCAGCCUGUGGAGCUGAGUGGGAUGGGCCUCCCGAGGAAUGAAUACACAGAUAAUGUCUUGAAACUCCUGGAGGACUUUGCCUGAGGACACACAGCCAGCAGGGAUUCAGAUCCAGUGAGCUGCACUGAUGAACAGUACCCCAGUCAUCCACCCGUCUGUCCCCAAGCCGGGAAAGGAACACUACACUGACGACAGCCUCAGGAGAGCAUAGCUUGUCCCCCAACCUCUUUUCAGGGACUCUGCCUUGCAGACUUCAUCCUAUAGUUUAACAGUGACUUUGAAACACAAAUGUUAAGUGCUGAUUCUGUUGUGUUGGGUAAGGGUGUACAUAUUCCAAUGUGCUCCCAAGGGAUGGAGAAACGACCAGUAUUUUGAAUGUAAAGAGAGAAAAAAAGGUAGUAAUUAAUAGUCCUCUUUUUAAUAAACAAUUAUUGUUUUUUUUAUUAUAACAGAAAUGUAUUUUUCCUGACCUCUUCGUUGUAACUGCUUAGCCUAUCAUACAAGUAGCUGUAGCAAUCUAUGCCAUAAUUGAUCUUUUCUACCGUAAGUAGAAUGGCAGAGCUUUCAUUUGCCUGCAAUUCCACCUUUUUUUAAAUGUAUGUUAUUUUUUAUUUAUUUUCACCUUUAUUUAACCAGGUAGGCCAGUUGAGAACACCUUUAUUUAACCAGGUAGGCCAGUUGAGAACAAGUUCUCAUUUACAACUGCGACCUGGCCAAGAUAAAGCAAAGCAGUGCGACACAAACAACAACACAGAGUUGGUUUCUCAAAUGAUUGCCUCGCCUGGUUCACCAACUACUUCUCUCAUAGAGUUCAGUGUGUCAAAUCGGAGGGCCUGUUGUCCGGGCCUCUGGCAGUCUCUAUGGGGGUGCCACAGGGUUCAAUUCUUGGGCUGACUCUCCUCUGUAUACAUCAAUGAUGUCGCUCUUGCUGCUGGUGAGUCUCUGAUCCACCUCUACGCAGACGACACCAUUCUGUAUACUUCUGGCCCUUCUUUGGACAAUGUGUUAAGAACCCUCCAGACGAGCUUCAAUGCCAUACAGCUCUCCUUCCGUGGCCUCCAACUCUUAAAUACAAGUAAAACUAAAUGCAUGCUUUUCAACCGAUCACUGCCUGCACCUGCCCGCCCAUCCAGCAUCACUACUCUGGACGGUUCUGACUUAGAUUAUGUGGACAACUACAAAUACCUAGGUGUCUGGUUAGACUGUAAACUCUCCUUCCAGACUCACAUCAAACAUCUGCAAUUCAAAGAUAAAUCUAUAAUCAGCUUCCUAUUUUGCAACAAAGCAUCCUUCACUCAUGCUGCCAAACAUUCCCUCGUAAAACUGACCAUCCUACCAAUCCUCAACUUUGGCAAUGUCAUCUACAAAAUAGCCUCCAAUACCCUACUCAAUAAAUUGGAUGCAGUCUA